AUGCUUACAGUAAGAGAACAUUCAGUAGGAGAACAUUCAGCAGGAGAACAUUCUGUAGGAGAACAUUCAGUAGGAGAACAUUCAGUAGGAGAACGUACAGUAGGAGAACAUUCAGCAGGAGAACAUUCAGUAGGAGAACAUUCAGUAGGAGAACAUUCAGUAGGAGAACAUUCAGUAGGAGAACGUACAGUAGGAGAACAUUCAAUAGGAGAACAUUCAGUAGGAGAACGUACAGUAGGAGCACAUUCAGUAGGAGAACAUACAGUAGGAGAACGUACAGUAGGAGAACAUUCAGUAGGAGAACGUACAGUAGGAGAACAUUCAGUAGGAGAACAUUCAGUAGGAGAACGUACAGUAGGAGAACAUUCAGUAGGAGAACAUACAGUAGGAGAACAUUCAGUAGGAGAACGUACAGUAGGAGAACAUUCAGUAGGAGAACAUUCAGUAGGAGCACAUUCAGUAGGAGAACGUACAGUAGGAGAACAUUCAGUAGGAGAACAUUCAGUAGGAGAACAUUCAGUAGGAGAACGUACAGUAGGAGAACAUUCAGUAGGAGAACAUUCAGUAGGAGAACGUACAGUAGGAGAACAUUCAGCAGGAGAACAUUCAGUAGGAGAACAUUCAGUAGGAGAACAUUCAGUAGGAGAACAUACAGUAGGAGAACGUACAGUAGGAGCACAUUCAGUAGGAGAACAUACAGUAGGAGAACAUUCAGUAAGAGAACAUUCAGUAGGAGAACAUUCAGUAGGAGAACAUUCAGCAGGAGAACAUUCAGUAGGAGAACGUACAGCAGGAGAACAUUCAGUAGGAGAACAUUCAGUAGGAGAACAUUCAGUAGGAGAACGUACAGUAGGAGAACGUACAGUAGGAGAACAUACAGUAGGAGAACGUACAGUAGGAGAACAUUCAGUAGGAGAACAUUCAGUAGGAGCACAUUCAGUAGGAGAACAUUCAGUAGGAGAACAUUCAGUAGGAGAACGUACAGUAGGAGAACAUUCAGCAGGAGAACAUUCAGUAGGAGAACAUUCAGUAGGAGAACAUUCAGUAGGAGAACAUUCAGUAGGAGAACAUUCAGUAGGAGAACGUACAGUAGGAGAACAUUCAGUAGGAGAACAUUCAGUAGGAGAACAUUCAGUAGGAGAACAUACAGUAGGAGAACGUACAGUAGGAGAACAUUCAGUAGGAGAACGUACAGUAGGAGAACAUUCAGUAGGAGAACAUUCAGUAGGAGAACAUUCAGUAGGAGAACAUUCAGUAGGAGAACAUUCAAUAGGAGAACAUUCAGUAGGAGAACGUACAGUAGGAGAACAUUCAGUAGGAGAACGUACAGUAGGAGAACAUUCAGUAGGAGAACAUUCAGUAGGAGAACAUUCAGUAGGAGAACGUACAGUAGGAGAACAUUCAGUAGGAGAACAUUCAGUAGGAGAACGUACAGUAGGAGAACAUUCAGUAGGAGAACAUACAGUAGAUGAUCAAUGUUUGAAAACUGCAAUAGUAAAAAAAAAGUUAUUAAUUAUUAGUAAGUUAUUAGUUAUUAAUGUUAUCAGAACGUUCAGUCCAUAUUCAGCAUGUUCUCAAACACAACAGCAUGGCGACGUUCUCAAACCCUCGGCUGUAAUUAAGGUUAGCUCCUGAAGGUUACAGAACGCUGCUCAGUUACACGUCUUCCUAUAAACUGCUUUUGUUACUUAGGAAUGUGACGUCUAUAGACAAGGUUCUGAAGAAACUGGUUCUUUAAGGGUUCUUUGGAUAGUCUAGGUUUGGACCAACAUGAAGUGGAGUCACUGUUAAUGCUCCAUUAUUGUUUCACAUCGUGCACAUUGCAGGAAAUUCCCAGUGUGAGGAACGUGUCGAGGCCGAGCCGCUCCGCGUCGCCGUCUAUUCAACUUCUGUACAGCUUCUGUUCAUCUGAACAAACUAGUAGGGCUACACUUGUCAUCAACACAUGUAGUCACAUCCACUUUACAUCAGCACUGCGGUAUGAAAUACUCACAUCUAAUAAUAACAAUAUUAACAAUGCAGUCCAGUGGGAUGUGUGAAGCGUGUUUAGUGACAUGAGACAGGAAUACAGAUGUAGGUUAAGAGUUCCAGUUUAGCUCAAAACUAUUCACACUCCAACUCUAAAGAUUUCAAAUGUGAGUGCGAUGUGUUAGGAACCCAGAUGCCAGUUUUCCCUCUCUGAUUAUUUAAAGCUUAGUUUAGCUUGGUUAGCAUGUGCGCCUCACACCUCCAGGGUCGGGGUUCGAUUCCCGCCUCCACCUUGUGUGUGUGGAGUUUGCAUG
This is a messenger RNA of Tachysurus fulvidraco (yellow catfish), 2282 nucleotides long. Its product is annotated as filaggrin-2-like. Lineage: Eukaryota; Metazoa; Chordata; Actinopteri; Siluriformes; Bagridae. The coding region runs from base 1 to 1635 and encodes 544 amino acids. The record is from RefSeq and is a predicted model, not a curated record. The transcript is spliced from 2 exons.